Venustampulla echinocandica is the source of this 2265-nucleotide messenger RNA. Its product is annotated as Spindle pole body component. Gene Ontology annotation, cellular component: equatorial microtubule organizing center; gamma-tubulin complex; spindle pole. The record is from RefSeq and is a predicted model, not a curated record. Lineage: Eukaryota; Fungi; Ascomycota; Leotiomycetes; Helotiales; Pleuroascaceae. The coding region runs from base 1 to 2265 and encodes 754 amino acids. Gene Ontology annotation, biological process: spindle assembly; mitotic cell cycle; cytoplasmic microtubule organization. The transcript has 2 exons. Gene Ontology annotation, molecular function: gamma-tubulin binding; microtubule minus-end binding.
AUGCUCCACGAGAUCCUUCUCUCCCUCUCGGGCCACCCCUCUCCCCUCCUCACCGCCGACCACUCCUCCCCCACCUCGAUCCUCUCACCACCAGAGAAAGCCCUCCUAGAAUCAAUCGCUCGUCUAAGUGAUCUCCACCGCACCCUACUCACACACACUGCUACAAUCGCCUCCUCGCAUCCAUCGAGCAUAUGCCAAGCGGUUGCCACAGCCAUCCGGUCCACGCACCUCGCUGCGUUUCAGCGGAAGGUGCUAGAGGUCGAAGAUGGAAUAUUACGGAAAGACGCCGGGAGCGUCGGGGCCUAUAAUAUCGUGCCAUUGACAGCUAUUGUAGGGCAGUUCUCCGGGUGGAUGAGGCGAAUGGAGUGGUUCGUGGAAGUAGUGAAGGUUAUGAUGCGCGGCGGCAAGGAACGAGGGAAGAAGUGUAGCGGUGCGAUGAUUAUCGAUUGGCUGUGUGAUGCCCUACAUACUGGCUACGUGGAUAUCGAGGAGGCGGCCCUGGGGCUGGUUAGAGUUGCUGAGACGGCGUGGUUGAAGCAGGUUUCCGGGUGGGUUUUGUAUGGGAGGUUACCUGGGGUUGGGAGGGAGGAUUUUUGCGUGCAGAUGCUGGAUGGGGAUGUUGAGGAGUAUGAGUUGCAGAAAGAGUUGCUCCCGGCAUUUGUUUCGUCCACGACGGCGGGCUCGUUGCUCUUUAUUGGCAGGUCUUUGAAUCAUAUCCGCGCCAGGGCCUUAUCGAGUUCUACGGCGCCGGAACUGGAUCUGGUGUCCUCGAAUUUGAAGCUGCUCUCAACGUUGAAGUUUCCUCUUGGCGCAGCUAACUUCUCACGGGUAAUAACCUCGAUCCGGCUCUCAUUGUCCCAAACUACGCUUAAAAAGCUAUUACCGACGAGCAAGGUGAUCGAGGUGUUAUCUCUACUGCGUCAAUUCUUCCUGCUCGGCCGUGGCGAGUUUGCUAUUGCCUUGAUUGCUGAAGCGGACGAGAAAAUCCGAUCGCGAUGGCAGCGAUCUGAUAAUCUAGCUUACGAGAAGCGCGAUGGUUUGGGCAACAUCGCCCUGAAGGAAGGCGAGGUUUCGGCCGUCCUAGCGCGGACGUGGGCUGCUAUGAGAUUGCUGCAAGGCCGGGAUGAGGAUCAGGAUGAGGAUGAGAUACUGGAGCUUGCCAGGGAUUUAGUCCAGUUGGUUAUCACGAAGUCGAGCUCAACGACGCCAUCGAAAGGCACUCCUAGUUCUUCCCAGGUGGCCAAGAUUGCCGCGACGCCGUUCAGGAACCUGUUACUAUCUGUGCCGGUUGUGUUGACGAUGCAUAUCCCAUCGCCAUUGGAUUUAUUUCUCACUCCAUCCGAUGUUCAGAUUUACUCAAGCAUCAAUGCCUACCUCUUCUCAAUACGCAGAGCACAUUUACGUUUGACGGAUUUGUGGAAAAUAAGCUCCCUACGCCGUGAUCAUCCCUCACCGCCGGGACCUCCAUAUGGCAGCUCUAAAUCUGGGCGGAAUAAAGUCCUUACAUUACGACAGCGGGCUAAAGAACGCUCUAUGGCUAUGCGGAGUGUGUGGGCCACAAGCAGCGCAGCUGUAUUCUUCCUCGGGGAGACAGAAGCCUAUCUCCAAGGCGAGGUAGUGGAAGGCACGUGGAACGGCUUCAAAAGCUGGCUUACCGCUGAAGAAACGGCCGAACCGUCAAAACCCGCAGCCGAAAAUGACGAGGACGAUGAUAUAUGGAUGAGAGCUGGACGGGAAUCCACGCCAAAUACAAACACGGGCCAUACGCAUGAUCCUCAAAGCCUCUCAGAAGCACACAGGAGAUAUCUCGCCGCACUCACAAGCAGCCUCCUCCUAACCACGCCAGCAUUCACAGACCCCCUCUUCCACCUCCUCCAACAAAUCGACCACCUCGUCGCACUCGUACACCGCAUCCACGCGAUCUGGCAAUCCCUAGAUCUCGAAGCGGACGAGGGCGUCGUAGACGCCUUCUCGGACUUCCACAAGGAGGAAGCGGACGUACGGGCACAACUCAUCGUCAUUGCUGGAAGGGUGAAAUCCGCAAUUGGCGAGCUGGUCAAGGGGUUGAGGGAUGUGGAUCAGGAGAAGGAGGGCUGGGAUUCUGGAUUUCAGGAGUUGGUGUUGGGGGAGGAGGGGGUGUUUGUUCCGAAGAAAGUGGGGAGGGUGGAUAGGUUGCUUAUGAAGUUGGAUUUUGGGGGGUGGUUUGAUGGGGGUGCGAAGGUGGGGAGUGAGGAGGGGGAGGAUGAUGAUGAUGAUGGGUUAUGA